Molecule: messenger RNA, 776 nt
Organism: Anguilla anguilla (European eel)
Lineage: Eukaryota; Metazoa; Chordata; Actinopteri; Anguilliformes; Anguillidae
Product: G0/G1 switch protein 2-like
Exons: 2
Coding region: 121-462 (113 amino acids)
Source: RefSeq, a predicted model, not a curated record
CUUCACUCAGCAGCACUUGCUUGAGGCGUUGCGUGGCGAGGGAGGAACAAUUAGGAUUAACCAAAAUAAUAACUUAUUAGCACGGAACUAAAAACAUUCAAAUUUUCCCAAAUUGUCCAAAUGGAGACCAUUCACGAGAUCAUCCCGUUCGCCAAGGAGAUGUUGAGCCAGAAGCUCAGCCGGCGCAUGGUGAAGGUUUACUUGGCAGGAAGUGCGAUGGCGUUCCUCGGGGUGGCGCUGGGCCUGGUGGAGACGGUCUGCCAGCCCUUCUCGGCUGAGGAGCCCCUGGACGAGGAGCUGGCCAGGCUGGAGGAGCGCGAGCAGCGUCUGCUGGAGGCUGAGAGGCAGAGAGAGCGGACAGAGGGGACCCCGCUGCAGAGUGAGGUGACCCAGCCCAAGAAGAAGAUUCAGCAGGCAGCGAUCAGGCGGAGGAGCUCAGCCAACAGACUGCAUGCAUCCUAAACAUACCCCACCACCCCACCAAGCUGUUGGGCUGCUUUGUUUAGAUGUGUUUGGAAGUCGAAUUUGAAAGUCAACACGAAUGUUUGAAUGUGUGAUGCCGGGAUGGUAGAGGGAGGUAAACUACAGACUGUCUUUCAGCCCAAAGCAAGUACAUUACUUGCUGCUGUGCAGCAGAAGUCCUGGGAGGUUCAAGACUGGCCUUAACUGUAUGAAUACAUUUUUUUUUUAUACUGAAAGAGAAUGUGUACCAUGCAUUUGAAUUCUGUGUUUAUACAAUGUUUUUUUCAACUCAAUAAAAUUUCUAUAUUUAUUUA